Gloeophyllum trabeum ATCC 11539 is the source of this 339-nucleotide messenger RNA. RefSeq lists its product as uncharacterized. The coding region runs from base 1 to 339 and encodes 112 amino acids. NCBI's taxonomy places the organism in Eukaryota, Fungi, Basidiomycota, Agaricomycetes, Gloeophyllales, Gloeophyllaceae. The transcript has a single exon. The record is from RefSeq and is a predicted model, not a curated record.
AUGGAAAUUGGGGCACCCAUGGCAUCAGCUUAUUUACUUGGUAAUCCAGAUCAUUACACCAGCCACAAGUUCCAGACUGUAUUUUGGAAAUCUUAUGUAUCAGAAGUACUGCAGAGCUGGGAGGAUGACAAUCCAUCUGAAGAUACAGAAAAUAUCAGUGCAACACUGAAAAAUAAAGUAAUGGUUUGUAAAAGUAAAGAUGGCUACACCCCUUACAGUACAGUUAUGGACUAUACACAUCAUGCUCUAAAAUAUGAAGAUAUGAAUUUAUAUGACUGGAUCAGAUUAUCGCGCAAGAAACCAAUCCCAAAGCCCAAACCUAAUAAAAUCAAGAACUGA